UGCCGAUCCUAACUUUACCCAACGCAAACAUCUGGUUGUCGUCUCUCACCAUCGCGAUCACGGCAAUUGAGGUUAAAUUCUUGCACCAUGAGCGGGCGACGAGGAGCAAGAGGAACGGGCAUUCGGGGGCCGCACUCUGCGCUGACAGACUUCUUGGCCGCCAACAACAUCUCCGCCCAAGAGAUCCGCGAUUCAUAUCGCCAGCGCGUGCAACGAGCCGAGCAGGACGCCCCUCCUGAUGCAGACAACGGUGAAGGUCCGUCGAACACCGAGAAUAAUGGUGAAGAUCCUACCGAGGAGGACCUACUGGCAGAGUCCUCUGUCAUGGCAGCCGAACGCAGCCGCAAGCGCAAGCGCAACCAGGACGAAGCCAUCGCAAAGAUAAAGAAGGGCAAGGAAACGAAAAAGAAGGCUGCCUCCAAGAAGAAAAAGAAAGGCUCGGACGACGAGUCUGACUUUGAGGACAUGAUGGACAUGUACAAGAAAGCGAAACCGCUGCCUGGACAGUUGGAUAAUUGCGAGCUCUGCAGCAAGCGGUUCACCGUCACGCCAUACAGCAAGGCUGGGCCUGAAGGCGGAUUGCUCUGCACCCCUUGCGGCAAAGAAAUGGUCAAGGAAGCCAAGGCACACGAAAAGUCAACUAAGCCUGUCGUCCGCAAGGGCCGUAGGAAGAUUGAGAGCAACCGUCUGGACGGUAUGACUAUGGGCGGGCCGAAAUCGCUGCAGCUGCUAUGCAUCGAGAAACUCGCCAAGCACUCCGAGGACAUUGAUGAGCUGGGUGAGAUGCCAGAGGGCGUCAUGAACCGUAUCAGUGAAAUCUUCUCCAAGAAGAGAGCAAUGAACUCCACGACGAUGAAGCUGUUCCUGCAGCCAGAUAUGGAGUCGGUAGCUAUUCAUGAGGCAGCGUACCUUGAAACAGAAGACUAUAACCAGAUCUUUGCUGUCUGCCCGAACGUCAAGCGAGUUUCUCUGCGCAAUUGCUGCCAGUUCAAGGACAGCAACAUUGACUACAUGAACGAGAAGGCCAAAGCUCUCACUGACAUCCAGCUUCUGGGUGCCAAUUUAGUCUCGAACGACAAGUGGGCCGAACUCUUCAUCGCGCGAGGCCAAGACCUCAAGUCCUUCAAGGUAGAGUGGCUAGACGCUGCUUUUGACGACCAGGCUGUGGAGGCGCUUACAACCUUCUGCCCCAAUCUCGAACGCCUCAAACUGGAACGCUGCAAGCGGAUUGGAAAAGACAGCAUCGACGCGAUUGCCCGGCUACAUCAUCUCAAGCAUCUCACCCUACGCUUCUACGAGCCUAUCCCUCGUGAGAAGCUCAUCCACCUCAUAACUUCUGUAGGCGCCCACCUACGCACACUCUGCUUGGAGCACUUCCUCGAUGACUCGGUAGAUCCUACAGAUGAUGUCCUCGAGAUCAUUCACGACACCUGUCGCCAUCUGAUCAAGUUCCGCUUUACUGAGAACAACGAGUGCACUGAUGCCGGCUAUGUCAAUCUCUUUUCGAACUGGGCGAACCCGCCAUUGCACUACAUCGACGUGAACAGCACACGCGACAUGGACAACACCAACCCGGAUGGCCCGGAAGACUGCCCUAUAGGUUUGGCUUCAGACGGUUUCCGCGAGAUGAUGAGCCACUCUGGCAAGCGCGUUGAGUUUCUAGACAUAUCGUCGUGCCGACACAUCUCACACAGCACCUUGGUAGAAAUCUUCGACGGGACGCGACAGUAUCCACAUCUUCGCGAAGUCAACCUUUCGUUCUGUCCCGUCGUCGACACGGAGAUCAUAGCGGGUGUCUUCCGGUCUUGCCCAAUGAUCAAGAAGGUCGUCACAUUUGGCUGUUUCCAAGUUGCCGAUGUGGUCGUGCCGAGGGGCAUCGUAUUGAUCGGUGCUCCAAGAGCGCAGGAUCAGAUCGAGCAGUUCGGGGAGGUGGUGUUUGACUUCCAGAAGAAUGCACAGAAGGAGAAGGAUGACAUGAGGGCUAUGGGACGUAUUGUGCCAGUCAUGGGCUGAGCCGGUCGUCAACAGGCGUUGGAGGAGUGGCAGUCUUUACACUGGACCAACCCACGCACUCACACUAACGCCCCCUACGAAAACGGUGUUAGGCGUUCAUGAAAGGGCUAUGGCAGGGCACUUCAUUUCUUAUACAUUUCUUUUUUCUCGGCGUCGGCGAUCCAGUCCCAGCUGACAUGGAACAACGUCCAUGUCCUGGAUUCACGCUUGAUAUAUAUGCAUUUCACGACUUGAUAAAUUUCUAUG
Molecule: messenger RNA, 2259 nt
Organism: Cucurbitaria berberidis CBS 394.84
Lineage: Eukaryota; Fungi; Ascomycota; Dothideomycetes; Pleosporales; Cucurbitariaceae
Product: DNA repair protein-like protein Rad7
Exons: 4
Coding region: 88-2013 (641 amino acids)
Source: RefSeq, a predicted model, not a curated record